Caenorhabditis angaria is the source of this 2042-nucleotide messenger RNA. The record is from the annotation of a GenBank genome assembly. NCBI's taxonomy places the organism in Eukaryota, Metazoa, Nematoda, Chromadorea, Rhabditida, Rhabditidae.
AUGCGUUUUGUUAUUUUGUUAAUGUUGUUUGGGUUAAUCAAUGCCCAAUAUGAUCCAGUUAUCUCAUCUUCUUGGUCAAUGUGGUCACCAUGGUCAUUUUGCUCGAAUAAUGUUAUGAUUCGAGUUCGUGCUUGUUCUACAGUUCGAGGUUAUAAAUGUCACGGACAUAAUAAGGUGAUUCCAGGUUUUACCUUUUAUUAAAAUCAAAUAUUUUUUAAGGAAUUCCAAUCAUGCAAUUCUCCACCACCUCGCCGAAACAAUCUCGAUUAUGAAGAUUUCGAAACUGCAGAUCGUGAACUAGCCAUGCGCCAACUUUAUCAAGAUUAUGAACCGGAUACACCUGAAGAAGCAACAACUAAAUCAAAUCGAAAUAUUUAUUAUAUCUCAUCAACUCAUCCAACAAGAUCAUUCCAACAAAGGCCAACGUAUCCACCAAAUAUUCCACAAUUUUCAAGAGAACAAUUUACUUUUGAAGCGGAAGCAUAUCCAAAAGAAGUUCCAACUACAACAACUACAACAACUACAACUACAACCACAGAGGAACCAACAACAACCGAAGAGCCUACAACUACAACUGAAGAAUUAACAACAACAGAAGAAGUUACGACUGAACCAGCAACAACAACAAUCACAGAAAUUCCAAGUCAUGAAACAUUCAAAGGUGGAUGGGAUGAUAUUGAAGAAGUCACUCCAGAACUAUUACCUCCAACAUCUUUCCCAAUUGAAGAAUCUGAAGAAAUUGAACCUUCUGAAUCAGUUCAUAGUUUGGGAUCUUUUGCAAUUGGAAAAGAGCCAGAAGAAAGAAUUGAACCAUUACUUCAUCCAAGUCUACCAACUUUUUCGAUUAAACCAUCUGAAGAAUCAUUGUCAGCUGAAAUUCCAGAUGAAGUUAAUACUCAUAUUGAAUUGCCUACUGAAAUGUUUAUGCCAUCUACAACAACAACAACAACAACAACAACUCAAGAACCAACAACAUCUUCAACUCAACGUCAACCAGAAUAUAUCACUGAACCAUCAGCACCAAUUUCUUAUCCAAAAAUAGCUCUGAUCACAGCUCAACAAAAUCUUCAAACCUUCCCAACUUUAAUGAAUGAACAAAGACCGUAUCCAAGAAGAAUUGUAUCACCAACAAAUAACCCAGUUUUAACAGUUGAAAUCACAAACAAACCCAUUAGACCGAAAAAGAAGAAGAUUGUCACAAGACGUCUCAAAAAAUUGAACAGAUUGUCUAAAAAACAAAAGAUGGUUGCUGUGAUUCCAACAGAUAUUGCACCAGAAUUUGAAGUUCGAAGAGCUCCUGAAGUUCCAAGUUGGGCAUCAGAAAAAGAUCGUGAGAUGAUUGAGGAAACUAAAGAACUUGAAGCUCGUCUUGCGGCUCUUCGCCAUCGAGUUGAAUUGAAUAAACAACUUCUUGCAACAAUUACACCAGUUUAUACAACAUCUACCACAACUGAACAACCAACUGUGAGUUUUUUCUAUCUUUCCAAAGAUCCUUUUUUAAAACAAAUUAAUUUCAGACCGUUCGACGAGAAACUAUUAAAUCUGGAUCUGCAAAUGUUGAAGAAGAUACAGCUCGAGCUUUAUCUUGGAUGAUAAAUGAUAUGGAAAAGCAAAUUUCCGAAGGAGGAUAUCGACUUGGAGAAACUUCUGAAGAUGAAACAACUACUACAGUAUCCCCAUUCCCAUUUCCAGUUGGUGAUGGAUUUUCAUUGAUUCGAUCUAAAAGAUCAUCUUCAGUGGAAUUCGAAGAUGAUCGAAAAAUAUUGUGGAGUAAUUGGUCCGAUUGGACGAAUUGUAAUUGUGGAAAACAAUCGAGAAAAAGAUCGUGUUUGAAAAGACUUGGAAAGAAUCAAUUAAGAAGAUACGAAGAACCACAAUUUAUUCCAAUUGGAAAUGAUAUUAAUGAAUCAAUUGAUUUUGGAGAGCCAGCUCCAUAUCCUGAUUCAGUUCCAGAACCAACAAAUCGAGUUCGAAAAUCGACGAAAUGUCCGGAACCAGAGAUUGAGACUAAACUUUGCUUCUCCUUUGAAUGCCACUUCUAA